UCAGUGUCUGACACAAAGAGGAUUGUGAUUGUGGGAAAAACUGGAGCUGGCAAAAGCAGCCUGGCUAACACCAUAUUAGGACAGAAACUGUUCCUGAUCGGUGACACUGCCAGCUCAAAAUCAAAUAAUUGUCAAGCAGAAACAAAAUCUGUUAACGGAAGAAGCAUCACUUUGGUCGACACUCCUGGUUACUUUGACACAGACAGAUCUGAGGAGGAGCUGAAGCCUGAGAUAGUGAGGUGUAUCACAGAGUGCGCUCCUGGGCCUCAUGCUUUUCUCAUUGUGCUUAAAGUGGACAGAUUCACACAUCAAGAACAGGCUGUCAUCAACAAAAUAAAGCAAUACUUCUCAGAAAAAGUCUUCAAAUAUGCAUCUGUCAUCUUCACCCAUGGUGACCAGCUCCGUGAUGGACAGAAAAUUAUGGAUUUUGUCCACCAGAAUCAGCUUUUGAGUGACCUGAUGAAGAAGUGCGGAGGCCGCUGCCACGUAGUCGAUAAUAAAUACUGGAAGAACGACCAGCAGGAUGAAUACAGAAGCAACAAGUUCCAGGUGGAGGAGCUCCUCAAGACAAUAGAUGAGAUAACUGAGGCAAACAGAGGAGGCUGCUACACCAAUGAGAUGCUACAAGCAGUGGAAGAACACAUCAGAGAGCAGGCUCAGGGCAGCACAUCCGAGAAGCUUUUGAUCAAACUGGCAGGCAUAACAACAGGGGCAUUGUCAGCAGGUCUUUGUGGGUUAGCGUGGAGUGGAUCAGUACCAGUUGUAGUAAUGUUUAUUGCUGUUGGAGCUGCGAUUGGAGGUUUGAUAGCCUAUAGUCAAACUGAGUGA
Molecule: messenger RNA, 828 nt
Organism: Centropristis striata (black sea bass)
Lineage: Eukaryota; Metazoa; Chordata; Actinopteri; Perciformes; Serranidae
Product: GTPase IMAP family member 7-like
Exons: 1
Molecular function (GO): GTP binding
Source: RefSeq, a predicted model, not a curated record